This is a messenger RNA of Penicillium mononematosum, 1428 nucleotides long. RefSeq names its product putative palmitoyltransferase with autoacylation activity Pfa4 (gene pfa4). NCBI's taxonomy places the organism in Eukaryota, Fungi, Ascomycota, Eurotiomycetes, Eurotiales, Aspergillaceae. The record is from RefSeq and is a predicted model, not a curated record. The transcript has 6 exons. The coding region runs from base 1 to 1428 and encodes 475 amino acids. Gene Ontology annotation, cellular component: endoplasmic reticulum membrane; endoplasmic reticulum; Golgi apparatus. Gene Ontology annotation, biological process: peptidyl-L-cysteine S-palmitoylation; protein targeting to membrane. Gene Ontology annotation, molecular function: protein-cysteine S-palmitoyltransferase activity.
AUGGCAUCCAACACUCUCUUCCGAUUAUCACUCCCCGCAACAGCAACAACUUUCUCUGUCGGCUUCUUAGGUCUUGGUGCCUUUCACUUCCUUACGCCCGUUCAGAUCUGUGGAUUCUUCGGUUUGCCAUGUCCUUCCUUUAAGCUCCCAACGCAUGUUACUGUGAUGGGAAAAGAUUGCCACGAUGAACAAGUAGACCCAGCGGCUCUUCCGUUCAUCUAUGCAAACGGAGGGCGGGAGCUGAUGUUGAGCAUUGCUUUCGGGAUCAUGGGGUUGCAGCACAACCGAGAAGGGGAUGAGUGCUUUGAUGUAUGGGGUAUCUAUCCCGGUCGACUUCCCAAGGCUGAAGAGCGACCGAAACCCAAAGAGCAAGAAGGUGACGCACACGGUGGUCGCCAGCGAUGGUGCCUUAGAUGCGAAGCUUACAAACCGCCUCGUGCUCACCACUGCAAGACUUGUAAAAGAUGCAUUCCCAAAAUGGAUCAUCAUUGCCCCUGGACCUCGAACUGCGUCUCGCAUUUUACCCUCCCACAUUUCAUGCGGUUUUUGUUUUAUGCAACUGUUGGAAUGUUCUACCUGGAGACUCUUCUUUGGCAGCGUGCCUCAUUUGUAUGGAAGAACAGCCACAUGCCAAGCUAUCUCGGCCCGACAUUGGGGCAGCUCAUCCACUUGUUUGUACUGCUUGUGGUAAAUACCCUCACAGCUUUCGCUCUCUUUGUCCUCCUGCUUAGGAGUAUAUGGGCGAUUGCAUCUAACACAACCACCAUUGAAACUUGGGAAAUCGAGAGACAUGCUACUCUUGUCCGCCGAGCCCGUGUGCUGGGCGGGUAUCUUGAGGGUCCUGGGGGAAUUCGCGUUCGCAUAAAAAAGCAGGAAUACCCCUACGACAUUGGGAUUUGGGCCAACAUUAAGCAAAGUAUGGGCGGGAGCGCGAAUUUUAUAAGCUGGUUCUGGCCUCUGGCCGCAACACCUGAUCGUCGGUCUGGCUGGGAAUUCGAGACCAAUGACUUUGAGGAUCCUGGCGUGUCAUGGCCACCGCCAGACCCAGAUCGAAUCCCGAUGCCGGCCAGUGCAAGGCCACCAAGCAAUGUCAGCAUGCCUACAUACGCAACUAUUCAGGACGAGAUUGAUGCCUUCAACCGUCGGAAACAGGAAGACAUGAAGCGAUUCCAGCAAAGCUCGGGUCUACAACGUCGCAAGCCAUUUCACGAUCGGUACAAGAAAGGCGACUACGCUCAAAGAGAUAGCGAGGAGUCCGAAUCUGACUCUGAGGGGUACUCGGACGAGGGAGAAGAGUCCUGGCGAAACGCCGAAGGAGAACGACUACGCGACUUCGGUGUGGAUGAGGAAGCAGAAUUCUAUGAUGAGGAAGACAUCCCUCUUGGUGUUCUCAUUGAGCGACGAAAGCAGCAGCAAUCUGCUAACUAA